Exophiala aquamarina CBS 119918 is the source of this 885-nucleotide messenger RNA. RefSeq names its product inorganic pyrophosphatase. NCBI's taxonomy places the organism in Eukaryota, Fungi, Ascomycota, Eurotiomycetes, Chaetothyriales, Herpotrichiellaceae. The coding region runs from base 1 to 885 and encodes 294 amino acids. Gene Ontology annotation, molecular function: magnesium ion binding; inorganic diphosphate phosphatase activity. The transcript is spliced from 4 exons. Gene Ontology annotation, biological process: phosphate-containing compound metabolic process. Gene Ontology annotation, cellular component: cytoplasm; nucleus. The record is from RefSeq and is a predicted model, not a curated record.
AUGUCUUACGGAAAGCCGUCUGAGUAUCAUCCUCGCAAGGUUGGUGCUCUGCACACCAACGAAUUCAGAACCUACAUCGAGAAGGAUGGCGUCCCUGUCUCUCCCUUCCAUGACAUUCCUCUCUAUGCCAAUGAGCAACAGACAAUCUUGAACAUGGUUGUCGAAAUCCCCCGCUGGUCCAACGCAAAGCUUGAAAUCUCCAAAGAAGAAUUCCUGAACCCCAUCAAACAGGAUGUGAAGAAGGGCAAGCUUCGAUUCGUCCGCAACUGCUUUCCCCACAAGGGCUACCUCUGGAACUAUGGCGCAUUCCCCAAAACCUGGGAAGACCCUAAUGUCAUUCACCCCGAGACCAAGGCCAAAGGUGACAACGAUCCACUCGAUGUUUGCGAGAUCGGUGAAUUGGUUGGCUACACUGGUCAAAUCAAACAAGUCAAGGUUCUCGGCGUUAUGGCUCUUCUAGACGAGGAAGAGACCGAUUGGAAGAUCAUUGUCAUCGAUGUCAAUGAUCCUCUUGCACCCAAGCUCAACGACAUCGAGGAUGUUGAACGUCACCUUCCAGGCCUUCUCCGAGCCACAAAUGAGUGGUUCCGUAUCUAUAAGAUCCCAGACGGAAAGCCAGAGAACCAGUUCGCUUUCAGCGGAGAGUGCAAGAACAAGAAGUAUGCCGAGGAAAUCAUCCGGGAAUGUAGUGAUGCUUGGGAGCGUUUGAUUACCGGGAAGCAACAACGCGGUGAUCUCAGCCUAGCAAAUGUCACCAACCAGUCUUCUCCAGACCGUGUCGACCAAAGCGCUCUGUCCAAGAUUCCUCGAGGCGACAACUCUCCUCCCGCACCUAUUGACGGUACUGUGGAUAAGUGGUUCUUCAUCUCUGGUGCGGCCGUCUAA